Molecule: messenger RNA, 1399 nt
Organism: Austrofundulus limnaeus
Lineage: Eukaryota; Metazoa; Chordata; Actinopteri; Cyprinodontiformes; Rivulidae
Gene: lta4h
Product: leukotriene A4 hydrolase
Biological process (GO): leukotriene biosynthetic process; peptide catabolic process; proteolysis
Cellular component (GO): cytosol; nucleus
Molecular function (GO): leukotriene-A4 hydrolase activity; epoxide hydrolase activity; zinc ion binding
Source: RefSeq, a predicted model, not a curated record
CGCCUCCUUUUCCGGUUGUAGAGCCGGUCUCUAGAGCCGGUGUGUUUCGGCUCAGUCUCUCUGCGGACCCCGGAACUUCAACAUGUCGGACCCCUGCUCCUUCUCGUCGCUCUCCAGGUGUCUCACCAAACACCUGAACCUGCUCCUGCACGCGGACUUCGACAGGCACGUGAUCCGGGGCAAGGUGGAGCUCACCGUGGAGGCGCUGGAGGACUGCUUCUCGGUUCUGACUUUGGACACCAGGGACCUGAACGUCCUCUCUGUCUCAGCCAACCAGCAGCCGGCCUCCUUCGCUCUGGGCACCAAGCACAGCUUCAAGGGGACGCCGCUGGACAUCACGCUGCCCUUUGAACUGUCCAGAGGGCAGCAUGUCAUCGUGGAGGUGACCUAUGAGACGUCUCCGUCGGCCUCGGCUCUGCAGUGGCUCACACCUGAGCAGACCGCCGGGAAGAAACAACCGUACCUGUUCAGCCAAUGUCAGGUGUCUGUCCCUAAGGACCUGGUGGCGGUGAUGAGUGCUGUGAGAGACGGACAGAUGGUGGACCCUCAGGACAGCAGCAGGAUCAUCUACAGGUUCAGACAGACGGUGCCCAUGCCGUCCUACCUGAUAGCUGUUGUGGUUGGAGCCUUGGAGAGCAGACAGAUCGGCCCGAGGUCCAGAGUCUGGUCUGAGAAGGAGUUAGUGGACAAAGCAGCGUUCGAGUUCUCUGAGACUGAGACCAUGCUGAAGACCGCCGAGGACUUGGCGGGACCGUACGUGUGGGGUCAGUACGACAUCCUGGUUCUGCCUCCGUCCUUCCCCUACGGAGGGAUGGAGAACCCCUGCCUCACCUUUGCCACGCCCACUCUGCUGGCUGGAGACAAGUCCCUGUCCAACGUGAUCGCUCAUGAGAUCUCCCACAGCUGGACCGGGAACCUGGUGACCAACAAGACCUGGGAGCACUUCUGGCUGAACGAGGGCCACACGGUGUACCUGGAGAGGAUGAUUGGCAGGUCCAUGCACGGGGAGCCCUUCAGACAGUUUAAAGCCAUGGGGGGCUGGAAGGAACUGCAGGACUCGGUGAACACCUUUGGGGCCAACAACCCUCUGACUAACCUGGUCCCCAGUCUGCAGGACGUGGACCCCGACGACGCCUUCUCCUCGGUCCCGUAUGAGAAGGGCUUCGCUCGGAGGUGUAUCAUUUUGAUAAAUAUCGGGAUGAAUCAGUCCGUGUGUUCGUGGCUCAUCGGGGUGCGAUGCACCCGGUCACCUCUGGACUGGUGGCCAAGGACCUGAAGGUGGACGCCAGCAGCACGGGGGUUCUGUAGGAACCAGAACCAGAACCAGAAGAUCAGAUCAGUAUUAAACCACAGAACCUGACGAGAUGUUUUUCUUCUAAUAAAAACAUUUUCUACAGAA